AUGGCCGGGCUUCUGGCGAGUCUGACGCUUCUAAUGAUCCAAGGAGUCCUUGCUGAAAACCUAAGGAUAACCUUUUGGAUAGAGCCUAUUCAGCGGGCGGAGUUCGACGCGGAUAUGGCGGUGGUGCUGAAGGAGCUAGAUGCCCUGCAGCUGGACACCAAGGUGGAAGAUGUCUCUCUGACCUUGACGCGCUCCGAGGACGGCCAGGACAUGCAACGCUUCUGUGAAAUCCUCUCCACUGUGGGCACCAGCAUUGUGAUCGAUAUGACCUACAACCACUGGACCGAGGGCUAUGAUCUGAUCCGCAGCCAGGGCAUUGCUUAUGUGCGCUUGGAGCGCAUCCUGCGCCCUUUCCUGGAGAUGUUCGGCGACUUUAUGCGCCAGAAACGAGCCAACAAUGUGGCAAUGGUCUUCAUGAACGCCCGGGACGCUGGCGAAGCCACCCACCAAAUGCUCUACGGCUAUCCGUUCCGCACUCUCAUACUGGACGCCAGUCAGGACGAUCCGGGGCAGGAUUUUGUGGAGCGCAUCCGCGCACUCCGCCCGUCUCCUGCAUACGUGGGUCUUUUCGCCCGCGGCGGCGCCAUGAAUGCAAUCUUCGAGAAGGUCCAAAAAGCUGACCUGUUCCAACGACCCCUGGAGUGGCACUUUGUGUUCCUGGACACUAGGGAUCGGGUCUUCAAGUACAAACGGCAAGCGGAGCUCUCCACUCGGUUUACCCUCAGUCCUCGUGCGAUAUGCCGUUCCAUGGCUAUGCCGGAUCUCUACUGCGGCAGUGGCUUUACGAUCCAACGCGGAAUGUUGCUGAACGUGCUCCGCAGCCUGAUUGAUGCGGCGCAAGUUAGUCCCGAGUUCCCGGCUCCCGUUUUCCAGGAGUGUAAUGCCACCGGCUCCUCGUCGGAAGUGAAGGAAGGGACAGAAGCUUCCUGGCUGGACCUGGUGCACUGGAGCAACUUUCUGGCAUAUGCCGUGCCCGCAGAGCGCUUUUCCGAAGACUCUCCGGAGUCUCAGCCCGGCUUGAGUUUCGCCAUCAACAUUUCCGCCGGCUACUACAGCUCCGAGCACGAAGCCAAGACGGAUCUAGCGGCCUGGUCGUCGGUGGGGACUCUGAGGCUCCUCAACGAGACUAUCAGCCCGGCUCGAAGGUUCUUCCGGAUCGGCACCGCUGAGAGCAUACCCUGGAGCUACCUGAAACGGAAUGAGCGGACAGGUGAGCUGGUGCGGGACCGGAACGGCGUGCCCGUGUGGGAGGGCUACUGCAUCGACUUCAUCAUUCGGCUGGCCCAGAAGCUGAACUUCGAGUACGAAAUCGUGGCACCCCAGACCGGGCACAUGGGUGAGGUGGACGACCAUGGAGAGUGGGACGGCGUAGUGGGAGAUCUGGUUCGUGGCGAGACGGACUUCGCGAUAGCGGCCCUCAAGAUGUACUCGGAGCGCGAGGAGGUGAUCGACUUCCUGCCGCCGUACUAUGAGCAAACGGGCAUAUCGAUCGCCAUACGGAAGCCCGUGCGGAGGACGUCGCUCUUUAAAUUCAUGACCGUGCUGCGGUUGGAGGUCUGGUUGAGUAUCGUGGCGGCCCUAAUUGGCACAGCCAUCAUGAUCUGGUUCAUGGACAAGUACUCGCCGUACAGUUCCCGAAACAACCGACAGGCCUACCCUUACCCUUGCCGGGAGUUCACGCUCCGGGAGAGCUUCUGGUUCGCCCUCACCUCGUUCACGCCCCAGGGCGGCGGAGAGGCUCCCAAGGCCAUUUCCGGUCGGAUGCUGGUGGCCGCCUAUUGGCUGUUCGUAGUCCUCAUGUUGGCCACUUUCACCGCCAACCUGGCGGCCUUUCUCACCGUGGAGCGUAUGCAGACGCCGGUCCAGUCUCUCGAGCAACUGGCCCGCCAGUCAAGGAUUAACUACACCGUGGUAAAGGAGUCGGACACCCACCAGUACUUCAUCAACAUGAAGUUUGCCGAGGACACGCUCUACCGAAUGUGGAAGGAGCUGGCCCUCAACGCCUCGAAGGAUUUCAAAAAGUUCCGUAUAUGGGACUACCCCAUCAAGGAGCAGUACGGUCACAUACUCCUGGCCAUCAACAGCUCCCAGCCGGUGGCCGAUGCCCGGGAGGGAUUCGCCAAUGUGGACGCGCACGAGAACGCCGAUUAUGCCUUCAUACACGAUUCCGCCGAGAUCAAGUACGAGAUCACUCGGAACUGCAACCUCACUGAGGUGGGAGAAGUGUUUGCGGAGCAGCCGUAUGCGGUGGCCGUUCAGCAGGGCAGCCACCUGGGUGACGAGCUGAGCUACGCCAUCCUGGAGCUGCAGAAGGAUAGGUUUUUCGAGGAGCUCAAGGCCAAGUAUUGGAACCAGUCGAACCUGAGAAACUGCCCUCUGUCGGAGGACCAGGAGGGUAUUACGCUGGAGAGCUUGGGCGGUGUUUUCAUUGCCACGCUGUUCGGCCUUGUGCUGGCCAUGAUUACUUUGGGUCUGGAGGUGCUCUACUACAAGCGGAAGAAGACCAAGCUGGAGGGACCCAUUACCCAGGUGCGUCCUGUAGACGGAACAGUGCCCACAGCACCACCAACGGCUGUCUCCGGCACUGCCAAGCAGGCCUGGCACAUUCCCACGGAGCAGGAGAAGCCACCGCUGCAUCCAGUGAAGAUAUCGCCUCCGCCCUCCUUUGAGGCGGCCACUUUCAGGGGCAAAAAGCUGCCACCAAAGGUUACAUUGGGCGAUGGAAAAUUCAAACCGCGUCAUGGCCUCCAUUCAAAAAAAAAUAUUGGGGCCACCGACUCCCACAUGGGCUACAUGGAAUGAAGUAUAUUUUUUUUCUCUUUUUCUCUCAUGCACUGAACUGUAGUAACGUAGAAAAUUGUCUAAAAUAAAGCAAGUUCUAUUAGAUCUCCAAAGUUUCGA
Molecule: messenger RNA, 2901 nt
Organism: Drosophila bipectinata
Lineage: Eukaryota; Metazoa; Arthropoda; Insecta; Diptera; Drosophilidae
Gene: Ir8a
Product: Ionotropic receptor 8a
Biological process (GO): synaptic transmission, glutamatergic; modulation of chemical synaptic transmission; monoatomic ion transport
Cellular component (GO): postsynaptic density membrane; plasma membrane
Molecular function (GO): transmitter-gated monoatomic ion channel activity involved in regulation of postsynaptic membrane potential; glutamate receptor activity
Source: RefSeq, a predicted model, not a curated record